GAUACCAACAACUACAACAAGGCAGCAGUGUGGUUGUUGCAUUUUUUGGCGCUUCGGAUCCGCUUGUUUUGGCGCGUUCCUCUGCACACUCGCCGCAGUCGACGUCACCGUCGACGUUGACGUUCUCUGCCGGCGAUCCGACAUGCCGGCAGCCGGCAGGUUGGGUGCCGAUUUCGAUCACUUUGCUGCCGCUGCUCGUGAAGUUUUCGUGGUCCGGCGUGCGACGACGACGACGGCGACACAUCUCUUGAAAAAUCGGUCAAAUCCCCAAUUCCAAGUGCUCACCUCUACCCGGCGGUAUCCCCGGCGCCCCCCAAAUGCUAAUUUCCAUAAGGAAACUCCGUUUAUUUUAAAUUAUAACUUGCAACUGCUUUUUACGAGCAGCUUCUACAAACACCAUCAGGAUUAG
Molecule: messenger RNA, 409 nt
Organism: Drosophila bipectinata
Lineage: Eukaryota; Metazoa; Arthropoda; Insecta; Diptera; Drosophilidae
Source: RefSeq, a predicted model, not a curated record